AUGAAUAAUAAUUGGAAUCGUAACAACAUGCGCGGUUCCUAUAGAGGAGGAGGUGGACGUGGGUAUGGAAGAGGGAGGGGCUCUGGUGGUUUCUGGCCUUCUAGAGGCUUCAGAGGAUCAAAUUCCCGCUUUGAUCGAGGUGGUAGGAGUGGUCAGAACAUCGAUAGAAACGUUAGUAAUCAGUGGAAACCUAGACCUAAACCUGAAGCACCUUCUAAAAGGCUUUCUGAAAAAGACAUUUUCGUUACGGAGUAUGUCAGUGAUCAUGAAGGUUUUAAUGGAAUUAUUAAAUCCAGAUUCUCAGAUUUUCAAGUCUCCGAAAUAAAUUUGAAGGGGGAAGUUGCAAAAUUAACUGAUCUUUCACCACCUGAGGCUGCAAAGGAGGAUAAUGAAGUGGAAGAUGAUGAAGACCUCCUUUUUAAAAAAUACAAUCUUGAAAUAUUGCCUAUGGAAACUUGGGAUAAAAUCAACAAAUUGGCAAUUGCUAUUGAUUCAUCAUCUUUGGAGAAAGUCGAAAUAGAUGUUACGGGUAUGACAAAGCAAGAAAGGACUAAAAUACAUGAUGCAGUGAAGAAGGCAUUUGGUGAAAGCAUUGUCGGUAGCACUGUCACUGUUGAUGAUAAAAAGUUUGUGACUUUCGAUAAAUAUAGGAAAGGAGUGCGCAUCGACAACAGGGUGAAGUGGAUAUGGCCGGGCGAAUACGUACAUUUCAUUUUGUACAAACAGAACUUCGACACCAUGGAGGCUGCCUCACGUAUCGCAGAGCGACUCAGACUUACUAUAAGACCUAGUAUGCUUGGUUAUUCUGGCACCAAAGACCGAAGAGCAAAGACUUCUCAGUGGUUUAGUUUGAGGAAGGUGGACCCGAGAAAAAUAGCUCAAUGCAACGACUUGAGGGACAUUAAAGUGGGCAACUACAGCUUUGCAGAUCAUCCACUGAAAUUGGGAAUGUUGAAGGGCAAUGUGUUCAGGAUCUGUUUGCGCAACGUGACGGCGUCGGACGAGUGCGUGGACAACGCGUGCUCGCUGCUGGAGAAGAACGGCUUCAUCAACUACUACGGCCUGCAGCGGUUUGGCACCCGCGUCGAGGUGCCCACCUACGAGAUCGGCAGGAAGCUGUUGCAGGGGAAGUUUAGAGAGGCCAUCAACGCGAUCCUGGGCACGGCGGAGUGGCGCGGGCUGCGGCCGCACGCGCACUCGCCCGAGGCGCGCUUGCUGCGCGUGCUGACGCCGCGCCCCAACGACCUGCUCUCCGCGCUCGACAAGACGUGUACGGUCGGCCGCCAGCUGCCGCGCAACUCGCGGCUGCUGUACCUGCACGCGUACCAGUCGCUGGUGUGGAACCGCGUGGCGUCGCGGCGCCUGGCGGCCGGCGGGCUGCCGCGCGCGCCCGUGCCCGGCGACCUCGUCGCGCUGCACGACCUCGACGACCUCGACGACCUCGACGAUGAUAUUGACGAACACUCAGACGAAGAGGAUGAAGAAAACGAGGAAACAGAUAAAAAAGAAACAGAACAGAAAAAGAAAGAGAAGAAAAUACAAGAGGAGAAGAAGAAGCAGAUAGCAGUGAAAGUCGUCACUCAAGGCGAUAUAGAUAAUAAUAGUUUCACGAUUUUCGAUAUAGUGUUGCCGUUGCCCGGACACAGCGUUAUAUACCCGCCAAAUAUGAAGGAUUUCUAUGAAAGUGUAUUGGCGGAGGAUGGCUUGACAUUGGAUAUGAAACAUAAGUAUAAGAAGUACUCGCUGGCGGGCGGCUACCGGCGCGUGGUGGUGGCGCCGUGCGGCGUGCGCUGGCGGCCGGCGCGCUACCGCGACCCGCGCGCCGACCUGCUGCUCUCCGACCUCGACCGCCUGCGCGGCGCCGCCGACGCGGACGCCGGCCUCGUGGAAGAUGGCCCAUAUAAGGCGUUACUACUCACAAUGUCGCUACCCACAAGUUGCUAUGCGACCAUGGCGUUACGAGAAUUGCUAAGAGUGGAUACUUCCUGUGAUAAUCAAGCUUCGCAGAAUGAUUAUCACAAAACCGAUAAAAGGAUUCGGAGGAGAAGAAAUAAUAGCAAUAGAAGUAACAAGUCUGAUAGUAACAUUAAACAGAGUGAUAGUAACAUUGAUGAUCGUGAUAGUAACAUUAAUGAUCAUGAUGGUAACAUUGAUGAUCAUGAUAGUAACUCUGAUCACCGUGAUAGUAGCUAUGAUCGAAGUGAAAGCAUCGAAGAGAGUGCAGGAGAUAAAAGGAAGAUAAGUGACACUGAUGAAGCAGUUGAUAGUAAGAAAACUAAACAAGAUGGU
Brenthis ino (lesser marbled fritillary) is the source of this 2289-nucleotide messenger RNA. NCBI's taxonomy places the organism in Eukaryota, Metazoa, Arthropoda, Insecta, Lepidoptera, Nymphalidae. The record is from the annotation of a GenBank genome assembly.